This is a messenger RNA of Truncatella angustata, 2343 nucleotides long. RefSeq names its product Lipin/Ned1/Smp2-domain-containing protein. Lineage: Eukaryota; Fungi; Ascomycota; Sordariomycetes; Amphisphaeriales; Sporocadaceae. Gene Ontology annotation, molecular function: phosphatidate phosphatase activity. The transcript has a single exon. Gene Ontology annotation, biological process: fatty acid catabolic process; triglyceride biosynthetic process. The coding region runs from base 1 to 2343 and encodes 780 amino acids. The record is from RefSeq and is a predicted model, not a curated record. Gene Ontology annotation, cellular component: nucleus.
AUGCAGUACGUCAGAGGCAUCAGCGAUUCGGUUUCCUCAGCAUGGAACUCCAUCAACCCCUCCACGCUGAGUGGUGCGAUCGAUGUCAUCGUCGUUGAGCAGGAAGAUGGCACCUUGGCGUGCUCUCCGUUCCACGUUCGUUUCGGCAAAUUCUCGCUGCUUCGCCCAUAUGAGAAGAAGGUCGAAUUCAAGGUCAACGGGAUAAAGCAAGAUUAUUCUAUGAAAUUGGGCGAGGGGGGUGAGGCUUUCUUCGUUUUCGAGACAACAGACAAUAUCCCACAGAGCCUACAGACAUCUCCGCUCGUGUCUCCCGCAUCGAGCCCACCGCUUCAGCCUGACCAAACCUCGCUUGGUGCCCUUCAAGAGCCCGAUCUCCUUCAGCUUGACGGAACUGGCGGAAAGCCCAGAUCGGCUACACUCAGCCAAAGACCGGGACCUGCUCCAGUUCUGGGCCAAGGCCUUUUGUCUCCUCAUGCCACAUCUCCUGAGCUCAGCCACGGCCGUCCAGUGUUCAAGGACUUGUAUGAACAUAAUCGCCGACGACCAUCGCACAGCGAGGACGUUUUACCCUCUAAUGCAAGAGCCCAUUCAACCCGUGAUGAAUCACCCACUAGAACUGGACGCGGAGCAACUCCUGAACCCUCUUCACAUAGAUCGAUAAGCCCUCCCUCGCUCGCGCCACGAGAAGCCGUUCAAAGAGCCAUGAAAAUUUCAGAAGAGCUGCACGCAGUUAAUAUUCCGAGCCGAAUUACCGAGUCUGGUGACUUGAUGCUCGACAUGACUGGACUCAGAAGCACCGAGGAAGAUGCCAUAAGAGCUGAGAUCCUCGCUCGCGAUAUCCUGGCAAGAGAGAUGGAAGGUGAUUAUGAUAUUGGUGCUUUGUUCGGAAUGGACGAAGAGGGGAACCUCUGGAUCUACAGCAGCGAAGAUGCGAAAGAAGCCGCCAUGAUGAAAACGGUGGCAUCACUCCGCCCUGCUGCAACGCUUCCCAUCGAUGCAGCUUCGGAUCCGGGAUAUGCAAGCGACGACUCGGCGUCCUCGGCUCCCCUGCUAGGUCAUAGACGUAGCGAGUCUGAUGCCGGUCAAAUGAGCGUGGGCACGCCUCCGACCACUCCGGGGUCUACAGCUCACGCCGGCAAUCCGAAUCGGAAUUACGCCAAGACUCUCCGGCUGACUAGUGAUCAGUUGAAGGAGCUAGAACUCAAAGCCGGAGAGAAUGUAAUGGCAUUCACAGUGAACCGGGCAACGUGCCAGGCCAACAUGUAUCUUUGGAAGCAUGACACCCCAGUGGUCAUCUCUGAUAUUGACGGUACUAUCACAAAGUCCGACGCCCUGGGCCAUGUGUUGAACAUGAUCGGAAGAGACUGGACCCAUGCCGGCGUUGCCAAACUAUACAGCGAUAUCAGUGCAAAUGGUUACAACAUCAUGUACCUUACAAGCCGUUCAGUAGGACAAGCCGACACCACUCGAGCGUAUCUGAACGGCAUCGUCCAGAAUGGAUACCGGAUCCCGCGAGGACCCACGAUUCUCUCCCCGGAUCGGACUAUGGCAGCUCUGCGUCGAGAGAUAUAUCUGCGCAAACCGCAGGUAUUCAAGAUGGCAACUUUGCGUGACAUUCGUAACCUAUACGGGCCCGACAGCCAUUGCUUUUAUGCUGGUUUUGGCAACCGGCUAACUGAUCAGAUAUCAUAUCGAACAGUUGACGUACCUCGGCGCCGCAUCUUCACAAUUAACUCCAACGCUGAAGUAUCGCUCGAUUUGCUGUCGCUGAACAAGCUGAAACUGAGCUAUGUGAACAUGACCGAGGUCGUCGAUCAUUACUUCCCACCGGUUUCUACGCUCAUCAAGGGCGGAGACGAGGAAUAUACCGACUUCACCUACUGGCGAGAGAAGCCCCUGGAUAUGGACCAGUUUAGUGCCAGCGAAGAAGAGGAGGAUGAGGAUGAAUAUGAGGAGGAAGCGGAAGAAGACGAAGACGUCGGGAACAUGGGUGAUAGUUAUCUCUCCCGUGGUGAGGAUGAUGAGGUUGACGAAGGUGCUGAGAGCAUAUUCAGCGGUAGUGGGGUGUACGAAGAUGAGCAAAACAUGCUGGAUUCCAUAAUCCAGGAGGAAGAUGCAGAUGAUGAGAACGAUGAAGAGAUAGACGAAGAAGAUGGCGGACUAGACGAGGACGAGGUAAACGAAGCAGUCGACUCCGGGGUUGUCCCGUAUGAUGCCGAACCGCAGGGCAAACCUAGCGGAUCCAAGGCUGCGGAGCCGGACCUUGAUGCUGAGAUCAUGACAGGCGUGCAGAAACUGCACGUGAACAAGGAUGCAAAGCCGAAGGGGGAACAGGAGAUUUGA